Molecule: messenger RNA, 9326 nt
Organism: Sorex araneus (European shrew)
Lineage: Eukaryota; Metazoa; Chordata; Mammalia; Eulipotyphla; Soricidae
Gene: SORBS1
Product: sorbin and SH3 domain containing 1
Exons: 36
Coding region: 394-5886 (1830 amino acids)
Biological process (GO): cell-substrate adhesion
Cellular component (GO): cell-substrate junction; cytoplasm; nucleus
Molecular function (GO): protein binding
Source: RefSeq, a predicted model, not a curated record
CGGAGUGUCGGUGAAGUCAGCAGCGAGUCCCAGAAAAACAGAGCGGGGCCAACUGCAGCGUGUAGUGCGAGUGGGGCCGGACGCGCGCAGCCCGCCCGCCCGGCGACCCGCAAGGACUGGGCAAUUAUCGGAAAAGCUGGGGAAGUCAUCCCUCUGUCCAGAGCUCCAGGACCAAUGCUGCUUUCCACCACCCUGAACUACUGAGCUGUGCCGAGGCCCGAUUGCAGAAGACUUUCCUGUCACCACCAUGAGCUCUGAUUGAGAUCUAAGUGAGAGGCAAUAAACAGCAAAUAUUCUGAGCAUACAGUUUGAUCAAUUUGACAGUGUGAUGUUGGCGCUUCAAAAGCUGUGGUGAAUGGGCUGCCACCAGGCACCAAUGGGCAAGACAAAGACAUGGAUCCUACAAAAAUCUGCACUGGGAAGGGAGCAGUGACUCUCCGGGCCUCAUCCUCCCCCAGGGAAACCCCGAGUGGCAGCCCGGGCAGCCCUGUGAGCCCGCAGGACACCCCGCAGCUUGAAGGCAAACCAGAAGUUCUGGAGUCUGAGGAUUCCUCGGCAGAUGAAUGGAGGUUUUCUCCCAAUGCUGAUGCCAAUGGAAAUGCCCAGCCGUCUUCACUUGCUGCCAAGGGCUACAGGAGUGUGCAUCCCAACCUGUCUUCAGACAAGUCCCAGGACGUCUCUUCCUCCAGGCCAGCCCAGCCCGAGGUCAUAGUUGUCCCUCUCUACCUGGUCAGUACUGACCGAGGGCAAGAAGGCACUGCUGCCAGACCUCCAGCAUCUCUGGGGCCACUGAGCCCCCCCACCCCGGCGACCACCCCUGCCGGCUCACCUCUGACCUUCCCGACUCUAGAUGAUUUCAUUCCCCCUCAUCUGCAGAGGCGACCCCAGCACCACCCGCGGGCCGGCACCCCUGGCCCUGUUUCCCCUGUUAGUCCGCCUCCGCCAUCCUUCUCUCCACCGCCUCCGUUGGUCCCUGCGGCCCCCGAGCGCUUCCACAGAGCCUGGGAGCCUGACCUCACGGGAACCAUCUCCAGUACCGAUUCAAGUCCUCUGCUAAAUGAAGUUUCCUCAUCCCACGUUGGAAGUGAUUCCCAGGCUUUUGCACCAGUUAGCAAGCCAUCAUCUGCCUACCCCUCCACGACAAUUGUCAACCCCACUAUUGUGCUCUUGCAGCACAAUCGAGAACAGCAGAAACGACUCAGUAACCUUUCAGAUCCUGUCCCCGAAAGACGAGUGGGAACUCAGAACUCUGCAGCGGCCCAGGAGAAGCCUACCUCCCCUGGCAGGGCUUCUGAGAAGAAAGCCAAGGAUGACGGUCGGCGGGUGGCCAAGAGUGCUCAGGACCUGAGCGAUGUCUCCGUGGACGAAGUGGGCAUCCCUCUCCGGAACACCGAGCGAUCCAAAGACUGGUACAAGACCAUGUUCAAACAGAUCCACAAACUGAACCGAGACACUCCUGAAGAAAACCCUUAUUUCCCUACGUACAAAUUCCCCGAACUUCCUGAAAUCCAGCCAAGUUCUGAAGAGGACAAUCCUUACACUCCUACCUACCAGUUUCCUGCAUCUACUCCUAGUCCUAAAUCUGAAGAUGAUGAUUCAGACCUGUACUCCCCUCGGUACUCCUUUUCUGAAGACACAAAAGUGCCUCUGUCUGUGCCUCGCUCAAAAAGUGAGAUGAACUACAUUGAUGGGGAGAAGGUAGUUAAGAGGUCGGCCACACUUCCCCUCCCAGCUCGCUCUUCCUCACUAAAAUCUAGUCCAGAAAGAAACGACUGGGAGCCCCCAGAUAAGAAAGUGGAUACAAGAAAAUACCGUGCAGAGCCCAAAAGCAUUUACGAAUAUCAGCCGGGCAAGUCCUCCGUUCUGACCAACGAAAAGAUGAGUCGGGAUAUAAGCCCAGAAGAGAUAGAUUUAAAGAAUGAACCUUGGUAUAAAUUCUUUUCGGAAUUGGAGUUUGGGAAACCGCCUCCCAAAAAGAUAUGGGAUUAUACUCCUGGAGACUGCUCUAUCCUUCCUAGAGAGGAUAGAAAGACUAAUCUAGAAAAAGAUCUCCACCUCUACCAAACAGAGUUAGGGGCAGAUUUAGAAAAAGUGGAGACGCUUAGUAAAGCCCCCACUACAAACCUGUCACAGAGUUCAGCGGUCAGCCCCUCUCUGGACGUUUCCUCGGAGCCCCCUGGAUAUGUUUAUUCUUCCAACUUCCAUGCCGUGAAGAAGGAAUCCGAGGGGGCUCCUGGUGGGGAUCUGGCUAGCUUGGAGAACGAGAGACAGAUUUAUAAAAGCGUCUUGGAAGGUGGCGACAUCCCUCUCCAGGGCCUGAGUGGGCUCAAGCGGCCCUCCAGCUCGGCCUCCACGAAAGUGGAUCGUAAAGGUGGGAAUGCUCACAUGAUUUCUUCAUCUUCAGUUCCUAGCCGAACGGCUAACACUAGCCAUGCGUUAGGCCCUGUGUGUAAGCACAAGAAACCCCUGUCCGCCGCAAAAGCCUGCAUUUCGGAAAUCCUCCCCUCCAAAUUCAAACCCAGGCUCUCUGCUCCCAGCGCUCUUUUGCAGGACCAGAAGAGCAUCCUGCUGCCCUCAGAGAAAACUCAGAGCUGUGAGAACCUGUGCGUUUCCACUUCUCUGAACGAUGCCAGGAGAGGUUUCCCCCUGCAGCUGGGGGGGAGCAUCGAGAACCUGCUGAUGCGGUCCCGGCGGGAUUACGACGGCCGGUCCAGCAGCACCCUGAGCCUGCAGGAGUACGGCACCAGCGCCAGGAGGCCCUGCCCUCUCUCCAGAAAGCCCGGCAUGCAGUUCUCCAUGCUCUACCGGGACAUGCACCACAUCAACCGGGCUGGUCUCUUCCCGGGCUCGGUCUCCUCCUCGAGUGUUCGGGACCUCGCCUCCCACUUUGAAAGGAGUGGCCUGGCGUUGGCCAGGGGGGAGCUGGGUGCCAGCCAGGAGGGCUCCGAGUACAUCCCCAAGCACACCGUCUCCUCCCGUAUCACGGCCUUCGAGCAGCUAAUCCAGCGCUCCCGGUCCAUGCCGUCCCUGGACCUGUCGGGCCGGCUCAGCAAGUCCCCCACGCCUGUGCUGUCCCGCCUGGGCCUGACGGCGGCCCGCUCCGCCGAGUCCCUCCUGGAAUCCACCAAGCUCCGGCCCAGGGAGAUCGAGGGCAUAAACCCCCGGGGGAUCUACUCCUCCCCGACCUGCAGCAACGUGGCGGAGCCCACCUUGGGCCUCCGGGGCCCCCUGCCUUCCGAGCCCCUGUCCACGUGCUUCGACGAUCUGGACCGCUGCUCCAACGUCUCCAGUGACAGCCGAGAGGGCAGCGGGGGCAGCGUGCACGGAGACUUCCCCAAGCACCGCCUCCCCAAGUGCAAGGGGACCUGCCCCGCCUCCUACACGCGCUUCACCACCAUCCGCAAACACGAGCAGCAGCAGACACCCCGGCAGCCUGACUGGCGCCCGGACCCCAGAGGCGACAAGAACGCCCUCCUCAGGAACAUCUACCUGAUGAGCCCCCUCCCUUUCCGGUUGAAAAAGCCCCUCCAGCACGCCCCCAGACAGACUUCCCCCAGUGACCUUUCAGGCCCCCUGGCGGGCCAGAAGCCAGACCUACCCAGUCCGCCCCCUCUGGAUGAACCCCACACCGCUGGGGGGAAGCCCUCCGUCCCCAAACGCGUGUCUUCCCGGCAGGCCAUGGCCAGACUGAGCCGGACCACAGAGCCCCCCCAGGAGAGACACGAGGCCCCCCAGGACUGCCCAGGGGCCUUUAACAAUGGGAACCCUGGGCCACACUCAGAGCACAGCCUGGACAGGAACAACAACCCACAAAGUGAACUGGGAACGUCCCUUGGAGAUUCAGAAUCACCAAGACAUUUUAUACCAGCUGAUUAUUUGGAAUCCGCAGAAGAUUAUAUUCGGAGGCGACAUGAUGAUAAAGAGAAACUUUUAGCGGACCAGAGACGACUUAAGCGUGAGCAAGAAGAGGCCGAUAUUGCAGCUCGACGCCACACAGGCGUCAUUCCGACGCACCAUCAGUUUAUCACUAAUGAGCGCUUUGGGGACCUCCUCAAUAUAGACGAUACGGCAAAAAGGAAAUCUGGGUCAGAGAUGAGACCAGCAAGAGCCAAAUAUGACUUUAAAGCUCAGACACUAAAGGAGCUACCUCUGCAGAAGGGAGAUAUCGUUUACAUAUAUAGGCAGAUUGAUCAGAACUGGUACGAAGGAGAGCACCACGGCCGCGUGGGUAUCUUUCCCCGCACCUACAUCGAGCUGCUUCCUCCUGCUGAGAAGGCUCAGCCCAAAAAGUUGCCGCCAGUGCAGAUUUUGGAAUAUGGAGAAGCUAUUGCUAAGUUUAACUUUAAUGGUGAUACACAAGUAGAAAUGUCAUUCAGAAAGGGUGAGAGGAUCACACUGCUUCGACAGGUGGAUGAGAACUGGUACGAGGGGAGGAUUCCAGGGACGUCCCGCCAAGGCAUCUUCCCCAUUACGUAUGUGGAUGUGCUCAAACGGCCACUGGUCAAGCACCCCGUGGAUUACAUCGACCUGCCUUUCUCGUCCCCAAGUCGGAGCACUGCCGCAAGCCCCCAGUUUCCCAGUCACGGCAAGGAGCUCAUGCCAGCCCCCCGAUCUAUACCCUCCCCUCACCGAGCCCUGUCCCCUGAGAUGCAUGCUGUCACCUCUGAGUGGAUCUCACUGACUGUCGGGGUCCCAGGCCAGCGUUCUCUGGCACUGACGCCUCCCUUGCCUCCUCUGCCAGAGGCUUCCAUCUAUAACACGGACCCCUUGACUUUUUUGUCAAGACCCAGUCCCUCGCUGUCCGUCAGCCUCCCCCAUCUGAAUUGGUCAGACCGUCCCGCCCCAUACUCUGCUGUUUCCCCACUGGCUCUGCCUGCCCCUGACAGAACCUACUCUCCAGAGCCCAGUGCUCAGACUGCCCGUCAGCUCAACGGAGCCAGUGGCGUCCACAUGUCACCUCCUGGUGUCCACCAGUAUAGCUUCUCCCAGCCACCAGUGCCCCCCAGGAGCUCUGAUAGGGUCAUCUCAGAGCUUAGCAAUGCCUUUAGCAGCCAGGGAAGGCAGCAGCCGUGGCAGGAAGAGAGCGGACAGUCUGAGCGGAAAGCAGAGAGAGAGGCAGGUGAGAGAGGCCUCGGCGGACCCAAGAUCUCUAAGAAGAGCUGCUUGAAGCCAUCAGACGUGGUCAGGAGCCUGAGCACUGAACAGAGACUCUCAGAUCUCCACAGUCCCGAGGAGAGCCGGCCCAGCAAGCCCCUGGGUGGCCCUUUUCUGGGAAGGGAGACUGAGCAGCCAGACCUUCCUAGAGGUGGCGAGCAGGCUGAGAGGAAGGCCGCUCAGACUGCUGUGAGCCAGCCUUCUCAUCAUUCAUUGAGAGCAGGACCUGAUCUCACAGAAUCUGAAAAGAGCUAUGUGGAAGCAGUUUGCAAUGAGAUCAUAAACAUUGCCGAAAAAUCUGUUCAUUACUGCAGCACUGUUUCUCACCCCCUUGACUUUCAUCACAAGGUAUCCCCUUCUGACAAUAAACCAUCUUUAAUCAUUUCUCAGCAACCUCAAGCCCAGCAGCGAAGAGUCACCCCAGACAGGAAUCAAACCUCCCAAGACUUUGCUCAGGGCUUAUUCCUGGCUUUGUGCUCAGGUAUCACUCCUGGCAGUACUCAAAGGAUCUUAUGUGGUGACAGGGAUCAAACACAGGUUGGCCAAAUAAGAUUUAGCUACCAAGCAUUAUAUAGCUAUAUACCACAGAACGAUGAUGAAUUGGAACUCCGAGAUGGAGAUAUUGUUGAUGUCAUGGAAAAAUGUGAUGAUGGAUGGUUUGUUGGUACUUCAAGAAGGACAAGGCAAUUUGGUACUUUUCCAGGCAACUAUGUAAAGCCUUUGUAUCUAUAAGAAGACUGAAAACCACAGAGAUUAUUUUUAUUGGAGGAUGAAACCCAAUUCAUGAACUGGUCUCUUUUAUUUAAAUAUUGAGUCAGUAAGAAAGCUAAUGCAACGGAUAAAGCAACGGGAAAGCAAAAGAGAGGAACAGAGAAGUGUUGGGCCUGUCGAAGCUGACGGUGUAUCGGACAGGGUUGACGUGUGCGUUGAACAAAAAGGAAUGAGGCAAAUCUGUAUUUCCUUAGCUGCUUCUGGCGGUCUCUCCAGCCUUCCCCAUCCCUCCCUCUUCUUGGUUAAUCUGACCUGCCAACCGGUCCAGGAGCCAGAAAGGCCUCUUGCUGUCCAGAUUUGGCCAGCUCCUGCUCAAAGAGGUCUUUCAGCCUGAAGCAGCUCUUGCAAUGCCAGCCAGCUCCCCACCUGUUCUCCUGCGGCUUCACACGCAGGCUCCCGAAGCUGCUUAGAGGCUGCUGAUCCCACAACACUGCAGAAGCUCUGCCAGGCCUUCUGAAGCCACCCACUGAAUUACCCAACACCGAGUCCCACACUGGACCUGCUGAGGAACCUAGGGCAAUGGAGGUGAAGACUCUGUGCCCUGUGCACUCAGCCCAGGGUAUAGGCAGACACAUAGGUUUGCCCACAACUGUGAGGUGGCCAGGCAGAGAGAUUUCCAAGUGCUUAGGUCAAGAAUCUCCAUAGUUCUUGCUUAUUUGAAGUGCUGGGGAUUUGGGGCUGGAGCGAUAGCACAGCGGGUGGGGCAUUUGCCUUGCACGCAGCCGACCCAGGCUCGAUUCCCAGCAUCCCAUAUGGUCCCCUGAGCACUGCCAGGGGUGAUUCCUGAGUGCAGAGCUGGGAGUAAACCCUGAGCAUUGCCGGGUGUGACCCAAAAAGAAAAAAAAAAAUAAAGUGCUGCGGAUGGAACUUGGGGACUCACCCAAGCAGGGCAAGUGCUCUACCACUGAGCCACAGUCACAGACCAAGAAGCCCUGUAGUUCUGAAGGUCACUUACACUGGGCAAGUUUCCCGUGUCACUGGCUUUUUCAUAUGGUCACCCUUAGGCGGCACCAUUUUGUAUAUCAGGACACCAUGGCUAACCUGUCUUUUUUGUUGGUUUCUGGCCGGGACAGUUUGAGGUUGAUAGGCCUUUUCUCACAGAGAACUAAGGAUGAGCAGUGAUGCAUUUCCCAGACGCAGACAAACACCAGAUCCCAGGAACUCCAAUGAGCAAGACGGUCUCCUUGCCUUGGAAGAGACUCACUGGGUCUCUGCUUUACUCCCCAAAGAAGCUCAAGGACCUUGAGGAAUGGAGUAACUCAGCCUGGGGUAGAUUUAGAGAGAAGCUAUAGGUGCUGGGGCCCCCCCUCCCCUUAGUGGAAGGUGGCAGUUCUGCCACUUCAGGAAGUUAGCCUUUGGUGGAGCACCCAUUCCCAAGGAGGGGGAUCUUUUCAUAUGUGGGCUGUGAACCCACAGCUCCACUCAGCUCAAGGAUGUUUGUUGGCUUCUCUGUUCUGACAGAGAUCAAGAUAGAAAUGAGCUGUUCCUGUCCGCUGGGAACUUAAAGGUGAUGAGAGAGAUAGACUCCAAAAUCCCACAUCAAGAGAGACUGUGAUACGUGCUAAGAAGGGUGUGAGAGAGGAAGAGGUACAUUUUCCCUGGAGGAAUCCUAGAAAGUACUGCCCUAUUUCUGUCUCUGUUAGCUCACUUUUCAACACCUAAGGAAGAACCUUAGCCUGAGGGGUUCUGUGUAGCUGGAAAUACUUGGAAUUGUUGCCAGAGUCUUCAGACUCACCCUCCCCACAAAUAGGAGUAGCAAUUCUAGAUGGUAGGGUGUGGACAGGAAACCUUGGCUGUAUGCCUAGAAUGCAGAAUUGCCCCCAGAACCAUCGUCCCCAAGUGGGGCGUCUUCACAAAUGAGCAAAGUUUGGUCUUCGGUGUCUCUGCCUCAGUCUGCCUCAGUGUUUGUGUCUGCUUCCCCUGGUAGGAUCCCUCCAGCAACCUCCUCUGCCGCAGAUACCCCCCCCCCCACCCCUCCACCCCCCACCCCCCGUGCUCUCUGCCUGUUCUCUCACAUCUCGCUCUCGGGAAGAAGCGUACAGGAUCGACACAAGGAAUGUUACCUAUUCCCAGAGACAUUCCUGUUUCAAUGAGAUCAGAACCCGAAUCCCCAGGAGAGAGGCUGUGGCUGUGGUUGGGAGAGAAGUACAAAGGGCCGCCUUGAUGUUCCUUAGAUCAGACUCAUUGCUCUGGAGGGACCAUUGCCGCCUCCCAGGGCAUUGCUUUUGCACCAUCUUCCUCUCCCCGGGGAAAUCGAGCAGCAAGGCAGCGUGGAUGGCCAUGCACUGUGCACAGCAGCAUUUCACCCCUUCCCAAAUGUCAUCCUUGAAUUGGCUAAUGUGAUUCCCUGUUUUAGCCGCAAACCACUAACAACAUGAUCUUCCCUAUUUUUUUUUUUUUUUGAGGGGGAGCUUCUUGGUCAGGUCAUUUUAAACCCCUCCUAGAAUACAGCUAGAAAAUAAAACCAAUUUGUAAAGCCACAUUUGCAAAUGACCCCAGCCUCACGCAUUUGUAUAGCUCCAGAAACCCAGGUAUGCCUCACCAAUUUGACUGUCUUUAAUAAAAUUAUGUUUAAAAAUCGCAUCAAACUUUAGCUUCCUCUAUAUGACAAAACAUCAAAGGUUUCCAAUUGCUCUUUUGUCUUCAGACAUUUAGUAUUAUAAAAUACCUAUUUUUAUGCUGAAAUGUUUGUACAGGUUUAUUAAUAGCAAGUGCAACUAACUGGCAGCAUGCCUUGCAGCACAUUUUGAUAUAUUAGCCAUGCUUCUGGGUAAAGGCAAGCCUCAAACGACUUAGCUUUUGCAGUCUCUCUGGGGUCAGUAAAAGAAAAAUAUCAUUUGCUUCAGAAGUGGGACUGUAAAUAUGUAUAUUUAACUUUGUAUAGCCCAUGUAACUACUUUGUAUAGAAAAAGAUAAUUUUAAAAAUUUGAACUGAAGGGGGUAAAAUAAGGAAGUCAUGAAGUUUUUUGCAUUUUUAUUUAAAUGAAGGAAUUCCAAAUAAGUCACCUGCAGAUCUGUGGCACAAAAAUAAUCAUCGCAAAGUGUGAAAAUACUCAUUCUUUCUUAUAGAAGAGGUAACUCUUAUCUCAGUUAUAGUUUAUUUUCUCUCUCUCUCUUGUUUUUUUAAGUUUAGUCCUAUUUAUCUGCAGUGGUUUAAAGGACUAUUGCUAAAAGAAGAUUACAAAAAUUAUAUCCUGACAGAAAACCAUCAUUAUAUAUAACCAAUUAAUUUAAAGUAUUUUGCCAUUUAAUGCUACACCAAGAGCAUGUACUCUGCAGACACAGAUUUUUUUCCAUUCAUUUAUUUUUCUUUAUUGCAGUGAAUUGAUUUGCUAGACAUGUUAAUUUACUACAUUUGCUGUACAUAUUAUUUAAUAAACUUUAUUCAGAACUGCGUGGCA